This is a messenger RNA of Cannabis sativa, 414 nucleotides long. Its product is annotated as probable calcium-binding protein CML27. Gene Ontology annotation, molecular function: calcium ion binding. NCBI's taxonomy places the organism in Eukaryota, Viridiplantae, Streptophyta, Magnoliopsida, Rosales, Cannabaceae. The record is from RefSeq and is a predicted model, not a curated record. The transcript is spliced from 2 exons. Bases 1 to 414 code for a protein of 137 amino acids.
AUGGCGGCCACCACCACCAACAAACCCAUUCAAUCAAAAUCAUCAUCAUUCGUUUACCUCCAAAACCCCGACGAGCUCCAAAAAGUCUUCAGCCAAUUCGACACAAACGGCGACGGCAAGAUCUCCGUUUCCGAACUCGGCGACGUUCUCAAAGCCCUAGGCACUACCGUUGCCUCCAAAGACCUAACUCAACUCAUGGAAGAUCUCGAUUCAGACCACGACAAAUCCUCUCAAUCUGUUUUGCACCAGCAACCUAUAGUCAUCAAUGAUUCUAGUUGGCAGGCUCCUAUAAGGAGUUGGAUCAAAUUCAACUGUGAUGUUACUGUUGGGAGAGAUUCUAUGAUGUUGGCGGUUGUGGCCAAAAACUCUGAUUCUGAUGUGGUUUGGGUUGAGACUAAGAGCCACGUUUUUUGA